CUGUUUUUCUUUUGUCUUAGAAUUCAGUUGCUUGCUCGAUCUUUCUCUGUCUCCAGGCAUGAUACUUGACUUUGUCACCAACUUCAUCCUCCCCCCUAUUAUAGAGGCGUUGGGUGGCGAAGCAAUUUCGCGUGCUUAUAGAUGGUGGACAGCUUCAGAUUCCUCUGAUCAUGAGGCGCAGCUGACGAAACUUAGAGACUCCCUCAAGAUUAUCCAAUCUAUGAUCAAUGAUGCAGAGCGAAAACAGGGAAAAGAAAGUGAUGAUCCUGCAAGGCUCUGGUUACAACAUCUCCAAAGGCUAGCUUAUGAUGUUGAGGAUGUGGUGGAUGAGUGUGAUUAUGAGCAUCUUUGCUGCCGUGUUGAGACUCUUGGGGAGAAGAAGAGGAAAAGGAGUUCAUUCACUUCUGAUAUUGUUGACAAAAUAAAAGAUAUUAAUGUCCGCUUUGAUGAAUUAAAAGAGUGUUCAUGUCUACUUAAUCUGGAGUCACGCGAAUUUCAUCCAACAGCCAUGCAAUUACCUAAGACAGACUCCCUGCUUGGUGAUUCAAAAGUUUUUGGAAGGGGAGAUGAUAUUAAGAGAAUUCUUGACAUGCUGGAUGACUUGAGGGAGAAACAAUAUCUAGUCUCUGGCGUUUCAAUAGUUGGCAUGGGGGGCCUUGGAAAGACAACAGUAGCAAGAUCAAUAUACAAUAAGGCAAAGGAAGAAAAGCGCUAUGAUCUAGUAGUGUGGGUGUGUGUCUCUGAAGACCUCAAUGAGGAAACAAUUUUGAGAGAGAUGCAUGAACAUUUUAAGGGUGCUGUCCCUCCAAGCAGCACCAAUGUACUGGUUGAAGAUCUUGCAAAGGAUAAUCGUCUGUCAAGAAUUCUGAAGACAACUAGGAAUUCUAUUGUGGUGACAACUCAUGAUAAAGAGGUAGCGUCUGUGAUGAUGGAGAUGAAUCUUAUGCAAAAUUCCAUGCAAAUUUAUGAAAUGCAUAAGUUAUUAGAUGAGGAAUGUUGGUUAAUAAUUGAAGAGACAAUUCUCACUUCAUCCAAACAAACUUCAAUUUCUUCAAAUUUGAAAAGUAUUGGGGUGGAAAUUGCCAAGAAGUGUGGGGGCUUGCCAUUGGCUGCAACUAUCAUUGGAGGAACAUUAAGCCGUGAAAGUCAAACAAGUGAGUGGGAGGCUAUCAGAGAUAAUGAUGCAUGGAAUUUGAAUUCAAAAGAUGGAAACGGGAUUUUAUCUAUACUAAAAAUAAGUUUUGAUCGUUUGCCUCCUCCUUUGAAAAAAUGCUUCUCCUAUUGUUCAAUAUUUCCAAAGGAUUUCAUCAUUGAGAAGGAUGAUUUAGUUCAACUUUGGAUGGCUCAAGGUUAUCUUCACCAACCUAAUGAAAGUUCCAUGACAAUGGAAGAGAUUGGUGAUGCCUACUUUAAUUAUUUGCUGUCUAAUUCCUUAUUUCAAGAUGUGGAAAGGACAUCAUAUGGAGAUAUCAAAUAUUGCAAGAUACAUGAUGUGGUGCAUGAUUUAGCAUUGUCUGUUUCAAAAGAUGAAACUUUCAUACUAAAGACUAGUUGCAAGAUUGAUGAAAAUGCUAGUAUUCUACAUUUGAGAGUCAAGCAUGAUGCAAGUGAGCCUCCAAAUGUUCCAGCUAAUAUCCUUCGAAGGCUACGUUCUUUGUUCAUAGAAGAGAAGCUAUCAAAUAAUCCACCCAAAAGAUAUGAUGACCAGUUUGGUCAAUUUGAGGCACAUUUGUUUCCUAUCGAUUACUGUCCUCUGCUAGGGAGGAUUGGGCACCUAACUUCCCUUCAAACAUUACCUAUGUUUUCGGUAGGCAUAGAAGAAGGGGCUGGCAUUGAAGAACUGGGAGGCUUAUCUCAACUCAGAGGAGAAUUGGAGAUUCGGCAGCUUGACCAUGUUCGGUCCAUGUUAGAAGCCACUAAAGCAAAUCUAAAGGAAAAGACAGGAUUACGCCAGUUGAAACUGAGGUGGGGAAUUUUAAAGGGAACAGACUGGGCCAACAAGGAAGAGGUUCUAGAAGGUUUUCAGCCUCACACAAAUCUGAAAAGUUUAUCCAUUCAGGAUUAUGAAGGAAGGAGCUUUCCACCAUGGAUGAUGAGUGGUGGUGCUACAUUUUUGUCCAGUAACCUGGUGGAGUUGGACUUAGUUAAUUGGUAUAAUUGUGAACAUAUUCCUAGUUUGGGACUUUUGCCUAGUCUCAGGUCUCUUUAUAUUUGUAAUUUUAUAAUUGUAAAAAGAAUGGGUCAUAAGUUUGAUCCCACCAAAAGUAAUAGUCCAGGAGGAGUAGAAUCAAUCAAAUUGUUCCCAGCUUUGAGAGAACUCUACUUAACGGGCCUUGUAAGCUUAGAGGAAUGGAUUGAAGUAGACAAUGAUAUAGCAGCAGGAGGAAAAGUUGAGAUUGUGUUUCCUUGCCUUGAGAUUUUGCAAAUUGAGGAUUGUCCUCGGUUGAAAAUUUGGCAAAUGGGUGGAUUUUCAUCUUAUCAUAAGCUGUCUUAUAUGAGCAUUUUGGAGGAGUGUGUACGCUACCUCACUAGCUUAAAGGAGUUAGAGAUGAGUUACUGCUAUAACUUGGAGGAAUUCCCAGGACUCACUUACAUCCAUCAAUUGAACUCCUCCCUUGAAUCUUUAAUAUUACGUGGAUGGGAUAGAGUCAAGUCUUUGCCAGAUCAACUGCAACAUCUCACUGCCUUGAAAGAAUUGACUCUUUCAAAUUUCAACCAAGUGGAUGCUUUUCCAGAGGGGUUGGGAAACCUCACUUCUCUUCAACGACUUCACAUUUUUAAAUGCGGAAAUCUAAAGCAUCUGUUUCCACUCCAAGCCCUAAAAUCCCUUAUUGAGUUAAGGAUGGGUCCUUUCAGCUCAGAUUUGGAGGAGUUCCCAGGACUCGAUUGCAUCCUUCACCUUCAUGCUUCCCUGAAAGAUUUAACAUUGACAGGAUGGGAUAAAAUAAAGUUUCUGCCAAAUCAGCUUCGGCAUCUCACUGCACUCAAGUCAUUGACUAUAGAAGAAUUCAACAGAGUGGAAGUUUUACCAGACUGGUUAGGAAACCUCUCUUCUCUUCAAGAGCUGCGCAUUAUAAAAUGUCCUAGUUUAAAGAAAAGAUGCAUAAAAUAUAUAGAAGGCGUAAAAUAUGAAGGAGAGGAAUGGUCCAAGAUUUCCCACAUUCCCCAAGUCUUGAUAGAUUAUGAAACAAUCAAAUGGCACGAAAAGUAAAUUUGAAGCUUUUGGUUUCUUUGUACUCUCUAUUCUGCUUGUAUCUAGAAAAAGUGUUAGGAGGAGGAGAUGAAGAUUGUGAUGGUGAUUCUCAAUUCAAAAUUUAGGCUGUGAUUCUUCUUUUAAAUGCCUACUAUCUCAAGCAUGAUUGAGUCACACUCACCAUGUAUAAAAUUCAAGAUUGUUGUGUGAACAUCUUUUAGUUUUUGUAGGCUUGGCCGCUUGGCUCAAUUAGGACUUGUUUAGCAAUAAUAAAGAUUGUGAUUGUAA
This is a messenger RNA of Rubroshorea leprosula, 3481 nucleotides long. NCBI's taxonomy places the organism in Eukaryota, Viridiplantae, Streptophyta, Magnoliopsida, Malvales, Dipterocarpaceae. The record is from the annotation of a GenBank genome assembly.